CUCAGAUGUGUCUUCCGGGGUCAAACCUUCUACUACCCCGCUUCGCUCCCUCAACAGUCCUUCCGGCUUGACCGCCAUCACAGAAAGCAGACAUGGCUAUUCGCUACCCUAUGGCCGUAGGCCUUAACAAAGGCCAUCCAGUUACCAAAAAUGUAACUGCUCCCAAACACAGCCGUCGGCGUGGGCGCCUGACCAAACACAGCAAGUUUGUUCGGGACAUGAUCCGCGAAGUGUGCGGUUUUGCUCCAUAUGAGAGGCGAGCCAUGGAGCUGCUGAAGGUGUCUAAGGACAAGAGAGCUCUGAAGUUUAUCAAGAAGAGGAUUGGCACUCACAUUCGGGCCAAGAGAAAGAGAGAGGAGCUGAGCAACGUACUGGCCGCCAUGAGAAAGGCUGCUGCCAAGAAGGACUAAUAUGUCACUUAAUAAACGUUCGCUAAACUACAAAA
Molecule: messenger RNA, 445 nt
Organism: Toxotes jaculatrix (banded archerfish)
Lineage: Eukaryota; Metazoa; Chordata; Actinopteri; Toxotidae
Gene: rpl36
Product: ribosomal protein L36
Exons: 4
Coding region: 93-410 (105 amino acids)
Biological process (GO): cytoplasmic translation
Cellular component (GO): ribosome; cytosolic large ribosomal subunit
Molecular function (GO): structural constituent of ribosome
Source: RefSeq, a predicted model, not a curated record